Messenger RNA from Tigriopus californicus, 1441 nucleotides. Its product is annotated as alkaline ceramidase 3-like. Gene Ontology annotation, biological process: ceramide metabolic process; phytosphingosine biosynthetic process. The record is from RefSeq and is a predicted model, not a curated record. NCBI's taxonomy places the organism in Eukaryota, Metazoa, Arthropoda, Copepoda, Harpacticoida, Harpacticidae. Gene Ontology annotation, cellular component: endoplasmic reticulum membrane. The transcript has 6 exons. The coding region runs from base 563 to 1375 and encodes 270 amino acids.
UUGUCCUUACCAGAAUGCAUUUGAAACGGAGUGUUAUAUGGAAGACUUGGUACGUUCUCCAACCUAAACAAUAGAUAUACAUGCAUUCCCUUCCACUAAUCGAGUGGGUAACACUUUUUUAUGAUGCAGAAUAUGCCCACAAGUAAUACCAGUUCUCAAACCAGCAUCUUUAAAUGAUAUCGCAUAGAUACAAACCACUUGAACAACGCGUCAAGUGGCCUGACUAAGCAAAUCAGUGAAGCGAAUUCACGACUUUGCGUCAAAGAGUGUCUUCCAGAUUUCAUGGAUCCAAGUAAAGAUUCCUGGUUGCACUCUCGACUGACUCGUAUGUUCGGUUUCGACAAAAAAGACAUAGCCACGGCUAAUAUUUGAUGCAUAAUUGAAACCGACAGGGAAGUCCUCACUGCUCUCUCUUGGUCACCAAAAGCACCUGUCAGAUGGCGAAUCUGGAUCCAAGCAAUUCAACUUAACAUCAAGACGAUCUCUCGCUUCUUCGGCAUUAACAAGUCCAUUCGUCAACAUACUUGGAAAAACAGAUGACAUUUGGAGGUAGUUGCUUGGAAUGGCACCUGUGGAAAAGAUCGGCUACUUUGGAGAGCCCACGGCAUCCAUUGAUUGGUGCGAACAUAACUAUGAGAUCUCGUUCUACAUUGCCGAAUUUUGGAACACGGCCUCCAAUCUGUUCCUGAUAGUGCCUCCUCUGAUGGGUUUCAUCAAAUCUAAAGCUCAGGGCAUGGAAAUGAGGUUUCUGAUCUGUCAUCUGUCUGUAUUGGUCAUUGGGAUUGGUUCGUUCUUGUUCCACAUGACCCUACUCUUUCACAUGCAACUCAUGGAUGAGAUUCCCAUGAUCUAUGGCACCUCAGUCAUUGGAUAUUCCCUGUAUCAGAUCAGAGAGCCAUUAGGACGCAAGAAUUGGCUCUUAGCCAGCUUGCUACUCACCUAUUGCCUAGUGUUCACCGUUGCCUAUCUAGCCUUCAAAGACCCUUACAUCCAUGAAGGCAUGUUCAUCUUUCUCACUCUUGGCCUUAUUUGGCUGGGUCUUCGUCAAUACUACGAUUCUGAUCACAGCCUCAGAGAACGAAAAUGCACCCGUUUGUUCCAAAUGGGUCUGGUUUGUUAUGCCCUGGGAGGCCUAUCUUGGAAUGCAGAUAACCAUUUGUGUCCUCGUCUGACUCACCUUCGGCGUCAGGUUCUACCAAUGUGGUUGACUGCUCUGAGUCAGCUUCACGCGUGGUGGCAUUUCUUCUCGGGCAUUGGAACCUAUUUCAUCAUCACUUCCUUCAUUGGCUUCCGUUUGCGAUUCCUCAAAACGCCGUUUCAUAUUCAAUGGCGGUGGUUUGGUCCGAUUGUCCAAAUCAAGUCCUCAAGUGCCUAAUCGGAUCAGGAACAAAAAGUCCGUUCACCCUCUCAAUGCCUAUGAAUAAAUGAUUUAUUACCAUAA